AUGCAUAUCAAGACAGCAUUAUUAUUGAUCACUGGGGCAAUUGCUGCCACAGCUUCACAAAGCUGGUGCGGCGAGGUGCCAGCCCAGCGAUCGUAUAUGUAUGUUGGAGGACAAUAUACUCUGAAUAGCGCUGGCCAGCAUGUCUUCGCGAAUCAGAUGUAUGUGGAAAAACUGACCCCAACCGCGGGUGUGACCAAACCGUAUCCAAUUAUCUUCAUCCAUGGACAAGCUCAAACAGGCACAAAUUGGCUCAACAAGCCUGAUGGAGGGGAAGGCUGGGCCUCUUACUUUCUCUCUCAAGGAUAUGCAUGCUAUAUCCUCGACCAAACCUUCCGCGGCCGCAGUGCCUGGUUCCCUGGCAAUGGGACGCUGAGCGUGUAUAGCGCUGAGCUGUUGCAGCAGCGCUUCACCGCAUCACAGCUAUACAACCUCUGGCCGCAGGCGUCCCUGCACACCCAAUGGAACGGAACGGGCGUCAUGGGUGACCCGAUCUUCGACGCUUACUAUGCUUCAACGGUCGAGUUCCUUAAUUCAGCCACUUACCAGCAGUCGACCGUCCAGGCCGCCGGCGCCGCCCUGCUCGACCACAUUGGAUCCCCAGUCAUCCUCCUCUCCCACUCCCAGGGCGGGCUAAUGCCCUGGCUCAUUGCGGAUGUGCGCCCGAAGCUCGUCCACUCCAUCGUCUCAAUCGAACCCACAGGCCCUCCCUUCCAGGAGGCCGUGUUCAGCAACAUCUCCGCGCGCCCCUACGGGCUUACCGAUAUCCCCCUCACCUUCUUGCCUGCCGUGACCAAUCCGGUCACUGACCUUGUGAAGCAGGUGAUUCCUUCAAAUUCGUCCCUGUAUUCCGACUGCGUUGUCCAGGCCGAUUCCCCCGCACCGAGGCAGCUCGUCAACCUCGCCCAUGUGCCGGUCCUGGUCUUGACGACCGAAUCGUCUUACCAUGCGCCGUAUGACUGGUGCACAGUCAAGUUCUUGCAACAGGCAGGCGUGCCGGCGCAACAUCUGCAAUUGGCGGAUAUCGGCAUCCACGGAAAUGGGCAUAUGGUGUUCAUGGAGAAGAAUAGUUUGCAAGUUGCAGCUGUUUUGAAGCAGUGGAUAGAGCGUACGUGA
Messenger RNA from Aspergillus pseudoviridinutans, 1113 nucleotides. RefSeq names its product alpha/beta hydrolase. The transcript has 2 exons. Lineage: Eukaryota; Fungi; Ascomycota; Eurotiomycetes; Eurotiales; Aspergillaceae. The record is from RefSeq and is a predicted model, not a curated record. The coding region runs from base 1 to 1113 and encodes 370 amino acids.